Molecule: messenger RNA, 3031 nt
Organism: Procambarus clarkii (red swamp crayfish)
Lineage: Eukaryota; Metazoa; Arthropoda; Malacostraca; Decapoda; Cambaridae
Source: RefSeq, a predicted model, not a curated record
CGAGGUAAGGUGACGUCUGCUGCUGCUGCUGCUGCUGCUCUCAGCUCCUCGACCAUGGGCAAGCUCUCUCAUACAAGCACCCUGCGGCAGUCACCCAUAGAGGAGUUCAUUCACCUCCAGCACAAGCAGCCAUUUAUGCUCAACAAACCCUCCAGGCCCAACGUGGCGCAGCACGCCUUCCUCUACCUGCAGUGGCUCAAGGUGGGCGUGGCUGUCCUUGGUCAACAGUGUCCAGAAGACAAGAGUUACAAUAAAAUAAUACAACUGUUUGGUGAAAGAUGGGCAGAAAGCAGCUGCCAGCCCCAACGCUUAGAACUGCUACAAAAGCAACAGUUAAAACACAGUCAUCAACAGGAACAAAAACUGCAGCAAGACAAUAGGCGAUUGUCAGUCUUGCAACACACACAGGCUGAUCGUGAAGUAAACGGGGGCGACUGCAGCCAUUCCUCCAAAUACUCCACAACACCUGCAAGAACAGAUUUAGGCUGUUGGACACAAAAUUUACCAACCUCACAGAACUAUAAGGACCACAAGACUGGUAUCAGUGAAGCUAGGAGGAAGUAUAAGCAGUUUGAGAAUUUAAAAAAGUUAUAUGAACUCUCUAAACGACAUCGUCAAUGGAAAAAACCUCACAAGACUCAUAACUAUUAUAAUGAUAAUGUAGAAUAUGACAGAAGUGGAUGGAUAAGGAGGCUGCAAAAUAAGGACCGUCUUGUGUCAGGUCAUGGUGUUGUUACCCAGAAUGAGGUGGAUAAAGUGAGCAAGCCUUCAACCUCACAAGUAGUGGCCUCGGCACGACACUCACACACGCUGCCAGAUAAGAUUCAUGUUGCAACAGAAGACAUAGGUGCCAGUAGACGCAGCAACAUUAAAACAGUAGAGAUCUACAGUAACCAUUCUCGCAGGACCAAUGUUAAAAGCUCAACACAUUUUAAAAGAGUGCAUGACAUUUACUUGGAAAAUAUAAACAAUAAUCAGAAAUGCUUGUCCUCACCAUACCUUACACUGGCUUCAUGCAAAAAUUACGGCGAUUACAAGAUUGGCUCAAGUUUCCAUUAUGAUAUUUUGGAUCCCAUGUGGUCUCACCAGAAAUGUACUGAUUCUGGCAGCAUGUCUCCAAAGAUCGUAGAGUCAAUAGUGAAAGACUCAAGUAUGUCUAGUGCUUGUCCCCAACAACUCGACAAUAAUUUUCAGAAGCAUGCUUAUCCCUGUUCACCUUAUGUUAAGAAAGAAUUAUUAACUGAUUCGGAUAAUUCUCCCCUUCAAGCUGUUUUGAAAAUGAACUUAUUUAGUUCACCAGCAAAAAGUAUUCCCAUCAUCUCUGAUGUUUCUAAAAGCCCUAUUUACGAAACCAAACAUUGUAAUUGUGGACCUACAGCCCCUCUUUCACCAUGGAAUACUUGGAGUUUACUUCCAAGAAGCCCUUCAUUUUUCUCUGCCACAGCAGCAGUAUUCAGUGGAAAAGCGUUGGUUAAUGAAAACACCGAGGGAGUGUUUAUGUCUCCAUGAUCACUACCAAGAGGCAUGGAAAUGUACACCACGGACUAGGCCUUAUGUGCUCUUAGGUGUCAUCAAAGAAACCUCAAGCUCAAAUUUUUCUUUUUAUACUGGGUAUGGUAACAUUACUUACGGAGAGCAGAACACCAAGAAAUCCAAUGUGUAAAGUGGAAGUAUGAACUAAGAUACAGUGUUUGUGAAUUACAAUUGACUGAUUGUACACAGGAAUUUGAUUUGCUGUGAUGGUUUGAAUGAGAAUUAGUAAUGAAAUAUUCGUAUACUGUAUAUAGAGUUAAAGUAAUAUCUGCACUGGAUCUAUUUAAUUUCAAGCAGGCAAUAUAGCACAGAUGAAUUAUUUUAUUUUUGCUGUUAUACUUGAUUGUAUUAAUUCUAUUAAGGAUUCAGUUCAUACUUAAUUCAUUGUGAUCAGUAUUUCACUUCUUUAUCAUUACUUUUAUUAUAUGUAUUAAUCAUUUGCGUGCUUGUCGGAGUAAUUAGUGCGUAGCCGAAUACAGUAUAGCGUUUCCAUACGAUUAAUUCAUAUAGGUAGGAAAUUUGAUUUUUCUUAUAAUAUUUCUUCAUAGUUGUUCUCGAUGUGUUUAUCUGGCUGUAAUGUUGAGGCCUUCAGUAUUAUACUGUAUUUUGAGGAUAGUUGGAAGCACACAAAGUAAUAUGGAACCUGAACAUUGCUUCUGGUCACAUUCAGAUAAUCACGUAAGGUCUGUGUGCUCUUAUCAUUUAUUAAUUUGUCUUGCUUACAUGUGAUUGAAACAAAUUUAUAAGUUUGCAUUUAAUUCAUUUCGUGUUUAUUUUUAUACAAUUAAUUGGUAAGAAAAAUUGCCCGAAUUAAGGCAAAUUUUGUUUUAUAGUAAUUUCAUGUCAUUUCGUAAUUCAGUGAUUACCCUAUGUAACAAUAUUUUUUCUUUUGGUCCCUGGGUAGUAUUAUCUCCUAAUUACUUAUGCCUCCGAAGUAUAGAUAAAUUGCUAUUAUUUUCCUCAAACUUUGCUUUGACUUGCCGUAGAGAGCUUAGGGAAGACGUCUUGAAGGUAAAGAAGGUCAUCGAGUCCUAUUGUGGAACUGCGACAAUUUGUUGCAGCUCAAGAUAAGACGUCAACAGCCUUCAAGUAACUCUCAAGACAUCUUUGUAAGCUCUCUAAGGCUAAGUCUAAGUAAAGUUUGAUGCGAAUAAUAGCCAUUUUCAUAACUUGAUUUAUUUAUAUAUAUAUUUUUUAAUAUAUACAAGAGUUCUUACAUUCUUGUACAGCCACUAGCACGCAUAGUGUUUCGGGCAAGUCCUUAAUCCUAAUUUUCCCCGUAAUACGACUUACCACGGCAUGGGGAAUAUACUUUGGAGGCAUAAUUAAUUAGGAUAUAACACUUACUACCUAGGUAUAAAAAUUGUGUUAAUAGCUACAAGGAUCUUUUUUUGUUAUCCACACAUUUUUUUAAUUAAAUUAGUAUCCCUGCAAUGAUUACAUAGUCUUCGAAAAAAAUCUCUUUCUCGUACACACACACACACACACACACACACAC